This is a messenger RNA of Cornus florida, 2309 nucleotides long. RefSeq lists its product as uncharacterized. NCBI's taxonomy places the organism in Eukaryota, Viridiplantae, Streptophyta, Magnoliopsida, Cornales, Cornaceae. Bases 408 to 2171 code for a protein of 587 amino acids. The transcript has 8 exons. The record is from RefSeq and is a predicted model, not a curated record. Gene Ontology annotation, molecular function: protein binding.
AAUUACACGCACUUUCGUGUUCUUGACCUCGCACAUUGCACCAGCAAACGCUUCCCCUAUGUACGAGCUUCGACACACGCUUUGUAUAACACUGAGAUGGUUUGGUGGUCGUCGUCCAAAAAAAAACCCCUUGUUUUCGUUUCAAUUUUCAACUCAGAGAGCAGAGCAAAGAGCUUCGGCAUGAGCACAUACAUCUACGCUAUGAUGGGUCAUCAGAGAUUGAUAGAGAUACAACUAAAUAUUCACCCUUACAUAGGGCCUUGGUGAAUGGUGACUUGGAAAGUGUCAAAGCUUUUCUGGUUCAAGAUCCAAAUGCAAUAUCAGUUCCAAUUUCCACGAUAGGGGAAAGAGCUAUUCAUAUUGCUGUUGCCGAGGAGCACGUUCAGUUGGUGGAGGAACUUGUGAAGAUGAUUAAUCCUGCAUUUUUGGAAUUUGCGCAAGAUGAUGGUGACACAGCACUUCAUAUUGCUGCUAGAGGUGCAAACACAAGAAUAGCGAAAGCAUUGGUGGAAACCCAUGGGGAAUUGGUAAAAAUCACAGAUCGAAAUGGACAUAUCCCGGUCACCCUGGCUGCAAUUUUUGGCAACACAAAGAUGUUUAAUUAUCUACAUUCUGUGACUUCACAACAGGACCUAAUCCCAAGAAUUGUUAAUAUCCCCCAGUCUGACUUUGAUUACCUUAAUUAUAGAAUAUAUACUAUGUUCACUGAUUCAAUUUUGGGUGAGAACUAUGGUUUUGCACUGAACAUGCUGGAAAUCAAUCCGGAAUUGGCAUCUGGUGGGCUUGGCAGGGGUAUGAUGGCCUUAUAUACAGUGGCAGAGAUGCCCUUUCCUUUCUCAAGCAGAAAUCGACUUGGAAAUCUUAAAAGAUGGAUGUACAACUGUAUGGAUGUUCAACCAGUUAAUGGCUUGUAUAAUAAGCAGGAUGAAGAAAAUCUUCCUGUGGCCUCCAGAUCUCUUUAUCUUUCCAAUUUCAAAGGCUUCAAAGAUAUAGUAUAUUUAAUGGUGCUCCGUUGUCUGCAAGGACUAAUGUCAAAUGUUCUUAAAGUCAUUGAUGUCAAGCAAGAAAUAUUCAAUAUGAAGAACAAACAUAUCCAAGCCCAUGAACUACUGAAAAAGAUGUGUCAUCCAAACUCGACUUCUGAUCCUAAACAGAUUGAAGCAUACUUCGAGGCGAUAAAAAGAGCCAUCAAAUGUGGGAAUACUGAAUUUGUUGAGGAAGUUCUGAGGUCCAAUCCUGCUUUAUUAUGGGGGAAUAAGGAAAGUGGAAGCAUUUUUCACAUAGCUAUUGCUUGCCGUCAGGAGAGAAUAUGGAACCUGUUCUAUGGUUUAAGUACUGCAAAAAGAAACAAAAUUACAGAAAUUGUAGUAAAAUCGGACAGCAUGCUACAUAUAGCUGCAUGUCCUGUAGUAUUGUCUAGAACCAUAGGGAAACCAGACAGAAACUCGGAAAAGCAAGGAGAACAACAGUUCUGGAAGGUAUUCAGUAAUGCUCCAGGUGCAGCUAUGGAAGUGCAUAGAGAACUACAAUGGUACAAGGAGGUGGAGAGGGUGGUACCAUCUUCACAAAAAAUUCUUGCCAACGAUAGUGGAGAAACACCUCCAGCUUUGUUCUGGAAAUGGCACUACAAAAUAAUCAAAGAAGGGGAAAAAUGGAUGAGAGAUACAGCAACAUCUUGUACAAUCGUGGCCACCCUCAUUGUUACUGUUAUGUUUGCGGCAGCCUUCACGUUACCAGGUGGCACCAAUAAUGAUUCAGGGAAACCUAUGUUCUUACAUAAUAACUCCUUUAUGGUUUUCAUUAUAUCAGAUUCAUUAUCUCUAUUCUUGUCAGUUACUUCGGUGUUAGUGUUCCUAAGCAUCCUCACUUCACGCUAUGCGGAAGAAGAUUUCCUCGUGUCAUUACCGAGGAGAUUGACAAUUGGUCUUGCCACCCUUUUCUUAUCUAUUGCCGCCAUGAUGGUAGCCUUUGGUUCCACUCUUGUUAUUGUGCUCAAUGAACGAAUACAAUGGGCUGCUGCUCCAGUCUCGUUGUUAGCUAGUGUACCGAUAACCUUAUUUGUUUCUUUGCAAUUUCCUUUAUUUUUCGACAUGGUUUCAACUAGCUAUGGACCUGGUAUCUUCAACCGGAAAACAAAAGGCUUGUUUCUUAAACAACCCGAACUCCUGUGAUCCUGCUAAGAUAUUAUUUUUUCCUUUUUGGAAAUUUUGCAUAUGUACAUGUGGUAUAAAAUAAAUAAAAAGCACUAUUAUGUCAUAUGCAUGCUUAUCAAAGGUUCAGCUUAAUUGUUAUUUGCACUUCUAGUUAUA